Messenger RNA from Suillus clintonianus, 1431 nucleotides. RefSeq lists its product as uncharacterized. Bases 212 to 1228 code for a protein of 338 amino acids. The record is from RefSeq and is a predicted model, not a curated record. NCBI's taxonomy places the organism in Eukaryota, Fungi, Basidiomycota, Agaricomycetes, Boletales, Suillaceae. The transcript has 2 exons.
GGCCCUAACACGCUUGUGCGUUUUGUGUAGACCAUAAUCUUAGUUCAUGCCCGCUUUGCCCAGUGGGUCCACAAUAAUUCAACAGGUACGUUUUUGGUUAACAGUGUGGACUCCUACCACCCACUGUCGAUGUGGUAACGCCACACCAUCCACACUGGUCAUUAGUAUAAGACGUCCCCGUUAACCAAGGUAUGAUACCUCACACCCAACGAUGAAAACCUCCCUCCCUCAAAAUAACCCAGGUGGCAGUGUUGAUGCUGCUCCACCAACUUCUGUGCGCGCCCAACCUUCGUCAAUUCUCGUGCCGUUCCGACUAAUCGUACCCGAACAGAAAACACCGCGACUUCUCUCCGGUCGUUAUCUCCACAUGCGUCAGUCAGGCUCUGCUGCUAUGCAUGAAGACCUACUUGAUGAGGACGAAACUGACCAAACGUACGUUGCUCUCACAUGCGGUGUUGUUUUUCUUUACGUGAUUGACAACUCUCUACUGAACAGAAAAUACAACGAUGGUCGGUCUUUCGGAGAAACCCUCAAAUUUAUUUCAGUCCCUCAAGACCCAGCCGUAGGAGAAACUCUGUCUGACAUCUGUGCCGAGCACGAUUCUGAUAGCGUCAUUGUUGAAGCUACAGCAACGUUUCAGCAUUCACAAUUAUCUGUGUCUUCCGUGACAUCGGGUGUGUCUGCCACAAUCGCUACGUUGGCCAAACAUUGUCCGCCACAGAUCGGAUGGAAGGCAAAGACGAAACGACAGUACGGUUCGCUGGAAGAGGACAAUCCUCCUAGGAUAGCUAGGAAACAACGUCAGCUUUUGAGCUGGGGCCGUCCGCGACAAGAAGAAGUCCUGCUCGCAUGGCUCACUCACGCUCUGGUGCCUUCUGAUGUACAUGCCCAGCCUGCCCAGGACAAAAAAAUCGCUCAAGAUCCAUGCGACUCGGAAGUAGAGAAUGCCUCGUGGCGAUCCAUCUCACAUGUAUCGGUCAAACGACGCAAGACUGCACAUGUGACAUCCAUAUCAAAGGAGGAGCGACGGUCUUGCUGGCUCACUCGCCCUUUGCGCACAACUUGGACAUCUGGAACCCCGGCUCAGGAGGAUCUGCCACAUUCAAAUUCCCCACUCGAUCACAGCCGAACUCUACCGGUCCCUGCAGUACGAUUCACCAGUGCGUACGCAUCGUGCUUUGCAAAUGCGCACCGUCAACCUAGCAUUAUCCGCUGGAAGCUGGCUUGAUUCCCUACUGCCAAGCGUCGGAGAUAUAAAAAAUUGUAAAUACGUCAAGUGCAUCGACGAGAUUCGCCGCAACUUCCUGUCCUAAGCGACUCACGAAGCUGGUUAUCAAUAGACAGUAUCAGCCAUGCGGAUGCCAUCAUCAUCCGGCAUUCAUCGCGGAGCGCGGCCGCAGUUUGUGGCAUUCUUUGGUGACCGAACUCCCC